AUGGCGCGAGUUGCAGCGCGAAUAUGUCCAUAUUGGGAGGUGGACCUUGUUGAAUCACAGGCCUUUGAUUGUCAUGCUCUAAUAAUGGUUCAUGGUUGUCGCCAGAGGGAGGAAGCAUCUGCCUCAGAGACCAUGAUUCUUGGUUGCGUUUCUCGGCGGUAUUCUGGGUACAGAAGAUCUAAUGAGAAGAGAUAUGAAGCACCUUGCGGUCCGAUGCCUUGGCGGCGCACUCUACAG
Molecule: messenger RNA, 237 nt
Organism: Gryllus bimaculatus (two-spotted cricket)
Lineage: Eukaryota; Metazoa; Arthropoda; Insecta; Orthoptera; Gryllidae
Source: the annotation of a GenBank genome assembly